Molecule: messenger RNA, 1947 nt
Organism: Vitis riparia (riverbank grape)
Lineage: Eukaryota; Viridiplantae; Streptophyta; Magnoliopsida; Vitales; Vitaceae
Exons: 3
Coding region: 1-1947 (648 amino acids)
Biological process (GO): DNA integration
Molecular function (GO): nucleic acid binding; RNA-DNA hybrid ribonuclease activity
Source: RefSeq, a predicted model, not a curated record
AUGGAAACACCACCCUCUAGGAGCAAAAAGGAAUUACAGCGUCUCACAGGCAAGCUCGUCGCACUAGGACGCUUUAUAGCCCACUUCACUGAUGAAUUGCAACCCUUCUUCUUGGCAAUACGAAAAGUUGGAGCCAACAGAUGGACGGACAGCUGUCAGAGCGCUUUCGAAAAAAUUAAACAGUGCCUCAUGCAUCCGCCCAUUCUAAGCAGCCCCCUCCCUAGAGAAAAAUUAUAUAUGUACCCGGCUGUAUCGGAGUGGGCAAUUAGCGCUGUUUUAUUCCGCUGCCCCUCGCCCAAGGAACAAAAACCUAUCUACUACGUCAGUAGAGCGUUGGCGGACGUAGAAACAAGGUAUUCAAAGAUGGAGCUAACGGCCUUGGCCCUUGGAAGUGCCGCCCAGAAGCUCCGCCCUUACUUCCAAGCCCACCCGGUGGUUGUGCUAACCGACCAGCCCCUUCGCAACAUCCUGCACAAGCCGGACCUGACCGGAAGAAUGCUUCAAUGGGCCAUAGAGUUGAGCGAAUAUGGAAUCGAGUUCCAACCCAGGUUGUCCAUGAAAGGCCAAGAACCAAGCGGAGUGGAGUGGUGGACUUUGCGGGUUGAUGGAGCCUCCCGGUCAUCAGGAUCCGGUGUAGGGCUCUUGCUGCAAUCCCCAACAGGAGAACAUCUGGAGCAAGCUAUCCGACUAGGAUUCCUCGCCUCUAACAAUGAAGCGGAGUAUGAGGCCAUCCUAUCCGGGUUGGACCUCGCCCUAGCUCUAUUCGUCUCCAAGCUCCGGGUUUAUAGUGAUUCCCAACUCGUGGUAAGGCACGUCCAGAAGGAAUACGAAGCUAAGGAUGAGCGCAUGGUGCGAUAUUUGACUAAAGUAAGGGACACCUUACAACGGUUCACCGAAUGGACGAUCGAAAAAAUUAAACGGACUGAAAAUGGAUGUGCCGACGCCCUGGCAGGCAUAGCUGCUUCCCUCCCCAUCAAAGAAACCAUAUUAUUGUCUAUAUAUGUGCAAACCAACCCUUCCGUCGCGGAAACCUCCACUUGCAAUACCAUUGAGGCAAACCAAGCAGACGGUCAAGAGUGGACGGAAGACAUAAUAAGGUAUCUCCGGACAGGCACUUUGCCCGAAGAGCCCAAGCAGGCACACAAGACCUGGGUACAAUCUGCCCGUUUCACCCUGAUCGGGGGGCACUUGUACAAACGAUCCUUUACAGGUCCCUAUCUCAGGUAUCUAAACCACUCAAAGGCCCUGUAUGUAUUAGCUGAGUUGCAUAAGGGGGUGGAAGCUGAAGCAUACGCUAGCAUCAAAGACAAAGAUGUCACCAAGUUUGUAUGGAAGAACAUCAUCUGUUGCUUUGGAAUCCCCCAAACCAUUAUAGCUGACAACGGUCCACAGUUUGAUAGCAUCACUUUCCAGAAUUUUUGUUUGAAACUAAACAUCCGGAAUUCAUACUCCACACCGCGUUAUCCUCAAAGCAAUAGGCAAGCAGAGGCCACAAACAAGACCCUAAUAAUUGCCUUAAAGAAGAGGCUUGAGCAAGUCAAAGGGAAGUGGGUGGAUGAGCUACCAGGCGUCCUGUGGGCUUAUCGAACCACACCCGGACGUCCGACAGAAAACACUCCCUUCGCCCUCGCAUACGGUAUGGACGCAGUCAUUCCUACAGAAAUAGGGCUACCCACUAUUCGGACCGAGGCAGGACGACAGGAUGAUGCAAAUGUGGAAUUAGGAAGAAAUUUGGACUGGGCAGACGAAGUAAGAGAGACCGCAUCCAUCUGGAUGGCUGACUAUCAACAAAGAGCAGCCGCUCACUACAAUCGCAAGGCAAGGCCUAGGAGCUUCAAAAGUGGAACGUUGGUCCUUAGGAAAGUUUUCGAAAACACUGCCGAGACAGGAGCAGGAAAGUUUCAAGCCAAUUGGGAAGACCCCUAUAUAGUGUCCAAGACAAGUUGA